UACUGCAACACAAAACUAAAAGAUUUCAUCUCGAUCAAAGGAAAAUGUCUGGGCGCGGCAAAGGAGGAAAGGGUUUGGGAAAGGGUGGAGCUAAGCGUCAUCGUAAGGUGCUUAGAGAUAACAUCCAGGGGAUCACGAAGCCGGCCAUUCGCCGCCUGGCUCGUCGUGGCGGCGUCAAGCGCAUCAGCGGUCUCAUCUACGAGGAGACUCGCGGCGUCCUCAAGAUCUUUUUGGAGAAUGUAAUUCGCGACGCCGUCACCUACACUGAGCACGCUCGCCGGAAAACCGUCACCGCCAUGGAUGUUGUCUACGCUCUCAAGAGGCAGGGCCGCACUCUCUACGGCUUUGGCGGCUGAGAUCUUGGAAAUGCUUGUAAAUGCCCUAGAAUUUGGGGAUUUUAGUGUCAUGCUGUUUCCAAAUUUUUAGAUUUUAGUAUCAUUGUUACUCAGAUCUCAUUUGAAAUUGAAAUGAAUGUUUCUUUCGAAUUUCUUUUUA
Molecule: messenger RNA, 495 nt
Organism: Salvia hispanica
Lineage: Eukaryota; Viridiplantae; Streptophyta; Magnoliopsida; Lamiales; Lamiaceae
Product: histone H4
Cellular component (GO): nucleosome
Molecular function (GO): protein heterodimerization activity; DNA binding; structural constituent of chromatin
Source: RefSeq, a predicted model, not a curated record